UCAUGCACUAUGCAUUGCACUCCCGCGUCAAACCUCACAAGAAUCACACAAUCCUACUUAUUCUCUACUCCAACUACAGCAUUUCCCAAAAAAAAAAAAACACUAUCGUAAUAAUAUCAUCAUAUCUCACACGACAAACACAAAAAUGCUAUCAUACAAUUACACUUUCAAACACUUGGCUCUCUUUCUUUUCUUCUUGAUCACUUCCACCACAGCGGCAGCCGGAGGCGCCAGAAGGCAGCUUCGUUUUGACAUGUCAAACGGCGGUGCACCAUCGACCGGAACCCCCACGGGGACCACUGGCACCGGCCAUGGUGCAAACUGGAACUACAGCUGGGGAUGGGGCUCCGGACCCGGCACUGGGUAUGGGUAUGGGUAUGGUUCGGGUAGGUCUCCGACGGGUUUUGCUAGAGGCUAUGGCUAUGGUUUUGGAUCUGGAUCCGGGUCAGGAUCCGGGUACGGCUAUGGAUCCGGUGGUGGUGGUACUCGGGCUGGUGGUUAUGGGUCUGGAAGUGGUUCGGGAAACUCUGGUGACAGAAAUGGUGGUGAUGACAAUAAUAAUAAGUUACCAUCAUCAUCCAGGGGAAAAUCCAACCAUGGGUAAAUGUAUUAACACGGAGCUAUAUAGCUAGCUAUGUGUGCCUCGUCUUGGUAUUGUGAUAUUAAGUAUUACUAUCUAUAAUUAUAUUAUAUGAAAAAAAAAAAUGAAUGGUGUGUAUGUAUGAUAGAUGUUGCUGGAGCUAGCUAGCCAUAAAGCUUUAAAGUUGCUCUAUGCCUAAUUAAAUGGAAAAUCUUAACAUAGACUACGUAUAAUUUUGCAAUGUUUA
This is a messenger RNA of Glycine soja, 827 nucleotides long. Its product is annotated as glycine-rich cell wall structural protein 2-like. The coding region runs from base 146 to 604 and encodes 152 amino acids. The record is from RefSeq and is a predicted model, not a curated record. NCBI's taxonomy places the organism in Eukaryota, Viridiplantae, Streptophyta, Magnoliopsida, Fabales, Fabaceae. The transcript has a single exon.